Messenger RNA from Prunus persica (peach), 2643 nucleotides. Its product is annotated as protein ALP1-like. Lineage: Eukaryota; Viridiplantae; Streptophyta; Magnoliopsida; Rosales; Rosaceae. The record is from RefSeq and is a predicted model, not a curated record. The transcript has 3 exons. The coding region runs from base 136 to 1101 and encodes 321 amino acids.
UAUGUCUAUGCACGCUUAGCUUAUCGAAAAAGUCAUCGACCAAGUCUUCCUUCGGUGAUAAGAGUUUACAAACAACUAGAAUACCUACAUGGACUAGUUUAUGAGAGUGAUACUACAUGUAUUGACCAACUAAGGAUGGAUAGACAAUCUUUUCAUAAGCUUUGUCAAAUUUUGGUCACUAAAGGAGAACUACGAUCGACCCGAAACAUGUCCACAGAGGAGAUGGUUGCAAUUUUUUUAAAUAUUCUUGCACACCAUCAUAAGAAUCGCGUCAUAAAAUUUAAUUUUACUAGAUCGGGACGAACUGUUAGUAAGUAUUUUCAUGAGUGCUUGAAGGCAAUGAUUCGAUGCCAAAAGGAUUUCUGGAAAUCACCAGAACCCGUACCUGAGAACUCAACAGACUAUAGGUGGAAGUGGUUUAAGAACUGUUUAGGAGCAUUAGAUGGAACCUAUAUUAGAGUGAAGGUACCAGAACGAGAGAAACCAAAAUACAGAACAAGGAAGGGUGAAAUAGCAACGAAUGUUUUGGGAGUUUGCUCUCAAGACUUGCAGUUUAUAUAUGUUUUGGCUGGAUGGGAGGGUUCUGCACAUGAUAGUCGAGUCCUUAAAGAUGCUCUGAGUAGGAGAAAUGGACUAAAAGUCCCUAAUGGUUAUUAUUACUUAGUGGAUGCUGGUUACACCAACGGAACAGGCUUCCUUGCACCUUUUAGAGGACAACGUUAUCAUCUUAAUGAUUGGAGGGAUGGCCAUCGACCUGAGACACCAAAUGAAUUUUUCAAUAUGAAACAUUCGAGUGCUAGAAAUGUUAUUGAGAGGUGUUUCGGUUUAUUAAAAAUGCGUUGGGCAAUUCUUAGGAGUCCAUCCUUUUAUGAUAUUAUAACACAACGUCGUAUAAUUUCUGUGUGUUGUAUGCUCCAUAACUUUAUAAGAAGAGAGAUGGCUUUGAAUCCUAUUGAACAUCAAGUGGACAAUCAGUUUGUAGAUGGAACUUUGGAAACAAAUGAUUACAUUGGUACAGUUGAGUCCUCAGAGGAUUGGAGUGUAUGGAGGCAAAACCUUGCAAAUGAAAUGUGGAACACAUGGAAUGGAAAUAGGGAAUGAAGACAUGUGAUGAGCACAUUAUUUGUUUGUUUUUAUCGUGUUAUUUAAUGUACUCAAGACAUUAUUUAUUUAUUGUGCUUGUGUAAUGUAUUGAAUAUGAACAAUUAAUAUGAGUACGUGUUUUUAAGAACCUUUUUAUUAAUUCAUGCAUUCAUUGUUUAGAGCUGGAAUGCUUUUCAUCACUUGUAUAGCAGAUUCAUUGUUUUUCAUCACUUGUAUCUUUUUUUUUGUUUAUUUUUUGUAGUAGAUCAUUUAUCGUCAUGAGUUCUACUGCUACUUCAAGUGGAAAAGUAAGGGGAGGAAGGGGACAAAAUAAGCGCUAUUGGACAACUAAGGAGGAUAACACAUUGAUGGAAUGCUUAAUGGAACUCCAUCAGAAUACCAAUUGGCGAGGUGACUCAGGCUUUAAAAAUGGAUACUUGAAUAAAUUAGAAACUAUGCUAGAAGUCAAACUUCCGAAUUCUGGGUUGAAGGCAUCACCCCAUAUUGAAUCAAGGGUGAAGACUUUGAAGGGAAAAUAUGGUGCUUUAGCUGAUGCAUUAUCUCAAAGUGGUUUUGGGUGGAAUGAAGAGGAGAUGAUGUUGGUAUGUGAGAAAAGUGUAUUUGAUGCAUGGGCGAAGGUAAAUCUAAGCAUAUCCUAUUCUGUGCAUAUCGAAUUAAAAAUUACAUAUGUUAUGCUAUGUCUUUAAUAUUCAUUUAAGAAUACUAAUGCAGAUAUAUAUAUAUAUAUAUUGUAAUUGUAGAAUAAAAAGGAUGCAAGUGGUUUGUAUGGCAAGUCGUUUCCACAUUACUAUGCACUUGGAGAGAUAUACGGAAAAGAUCGUGCUAUUGGAACAAAUGCUGGAAAUGCUGAUGAUGAUGAAGAAGACGUUAGGCGAGAUGAUGCAAGUGUUCAUCAGAAUAGAAGUGUGGGUGAUGAUUUUAUUGAGGAGAUGUUUUCACAUCCUGAUGGUGGGUCACAAUAUGGGGGUUCAGAAUAUGACGGAUCUCAAUUUGAUGAUGUUGAGGAUUUAGAAGAUGAUGAGACAACUUUUACACAACCAAAUCCCCAACCCUCAAGUGCCCAACAACGUGCCCAACAGAAGAGACCCGCACAAGAUGUAGCAAGUGGUCCAAGUAAUCCUCGUAGGAAGGUAAAUGCUUUGAAUGAAAUGUCUAACAAAUUUGGACUUAUGGCUGAAGCCGUAGCCGGAAUGGCACCUCAACUUGCAGGUUUGGUUAAUGUUCUUUCAACAGAGAAGGAUCUUGCUGAUAUGCAAGCUAACCUUGGUGGUGAAUUGAGGAAAAUAGAAUUCCUAACUCCUUUGCAAGUAUUUCGUAUCACCAAUAUUUUAGCCAAAGAGCACGAUUUGCUGAGGGUCUUCUUUACCAUGACUGAUGAAGAAAAAAAAGAUUAUGUAUUUAAUCUUAUGGAGCAUGGCUUAUAGUGAUUGCGAUUGAUGAGUAAUGGGUGAAUGACUUUUGUGGAGAUUAUAUAUCUCUUCUUUUGGUAGUUUGACUAUUUUGUAUUUAAUCGUAUGAAGAUUAUGCAAAUUAUUAUUA